Messenger RNA from Plodia interpunctella (Indianmeal moth), 4257 nucleotides. It is a transcript of the gene vtd, whose product is annotated as double-strand-break repair protein rad21 homolog. The transcript is spliced from 21 exons. Gene Ontology annotation, cellular component: cohesin complex. The record is from RefSeq and is a predicted model, not a curated record. Gene Ontology annotation, biological process: replication-born double-strand break repair via sister chromatid exchange; sister chromatid cohesion. Gene Ontology annotation, molecular function: protein binding; chromatin binding. The coding region runs from base 184 to 2904 and encodes 906 amino acids. NCBI's taxonomy places the organism in Eukaryota, Metazoa, Arthropoda, Insecta, Lepidoptera, Pyralidae.
UGCAAAGUGUGUGUAUGUGAAUGAAUGAUUCGAAAAUAAGUUUAAAAAAAUACCACGCCGCCAUCUUGAAAGCGUAACUGUUGUCAUGUUUACGUUGUGUGUGAAAGGUGAAAUUUAUAGUUUUUGACGAAGUAUUUAGAAAGAAUUGAUGUAACUCUUAGCCGCUUUCGGUAAUCUAUCACAAUGUUUUACGCACAUUUUGUGCUGGCCAAGAAAGGCCCCUUGGCCAAAAUUUGGCUGGCGGCACAUUGGGACAAGAAACUCACUAAGGCCCAUGUUUUUGAGACUAAUAUUGAGAAGUCAGUUGAUGGCAUCUUGAAACCUAAAGUAAAGAUGGCUUUGCGAACCUCUGGCCAUCUGUUAUUGGGAGUCGUGAGGAUUUACUCAAGAAAGGCAAAGUAUUUAUUGCAAGAUUGUAAUGAAGCCUUUGUCAAGAUCAAGAUGGCUUUCCGUCCGGGUAUGGUGGACUUGCCAGAGGAGCACAGAGAGGCGGCCAUGAACGCCAUCACUCUGCCUGAGGUGUUCCAUGACUUUGACACGGCAAUGCCAGAACUAAAUGAGGUGGACAUUGAGGCUCAGUUCUCCCUGAACCAGUCCAGGGCUGAGGAGAUCACAAUGCGUGAGGACUACGGCUCCCUGAACCUGGUCACACAUGACGAUGGCUUUGGAGACAUGGGUUUUGACACCGACCAACCUGAUAUCAUGCGAGAAGCCAUUGGCAAUGAAGGAGCAUUGGAGCAGAGUAACCUGCUGUUCGGAGACGGGUCGUCGAUCGCCAUCCAGCUGGGCAAGGAGGCGGGCGUGGCGGGCGCCAGCGCCGGCGCGCCCGCGCUGGCGACGCCGGCGCACGAGCGCCGCAUGGAAGCGGCGCCGCACGGCUCUAUGGACGACGGCUUUGGCGGCACUAUCGGCGAUGUGCCCGACUUUGGACACGCGGGCGGUCUGUUCGAGGGCGAUCUGUUCGGGGAAGUGGGCGGCGCGGCCGCGCAGGUGGCGCACAAGCUGUGCGCAGACAUCACGCCGCAACAGUCGCUGCAGGCUGAGAUAGAAGCGGCUGGCGUGAGUGGCGGCGGGGACGAGGCGGCGGCCGACGCUCCGGACUCGGACGACGACAUGGGCGACCAUUACGACGCUGGACACUCGCCGCAACACAGCUGGGGCGGGUCCCCCGCGCGCACGGACCUGUUGCUGCCGGAGCCCCCUCCGGACCUCAUGCCGCCGCCCGCUGCACUCGCACCUAUGGAAGUAGACGGCAUAACGGAAGCGGAGCCGCGCGCAGCGACGCCGGCGACCGCGGCCGCGCCGGCGCUGGACAACACCACCUUGCUGCACAACGAGGAGGAAUCCUUCGCUCUGGCGCCCGUCGACGCCACUGUACUCAGAGGCAUAACAAAAACAAAACGCAAGCGCAAACUCAUAGUGGACGAAGUGAAGAACAUAUCCGGUGAAGAAAUGAAGAACCAACUCAGCAACACGUCCGACAUCGUGACGACGUUGGACCUGGCGCCGCCGACCCGGAGGCUCAUGCACUGGAAGGAAACUGGCGGAGUCGAAAAGCUGUUCACGUUGCCGGCCAGGCCUAUUCCUUCCCGAGUACUGUUUAAGAAAUACCAGCGCAAUAUGACGCUGCGGACGGAGGCUGAAGAAUCAGAACACCCGCGAUCGCCCGAGCCCGCCGAGCCUGUGCGCCGCGCGGGCCGCAAGCGCCGGCACGAGGAGUCUAUACACCCGCCGGAGACGCCGGCGCCGGAGCUGGAGCCGCCGACGCCGGUGCCGCAGGAAUAUGAACCUUCAGUCGAAUCGGAGCGGACGGAGGGCUUCCAGACUCCGCGGUCGGAGUGCGACGAUCCACAGACGCCAGGAGGCAUGUUAAGUUCGCUGGGGCCUCCGCUAACGCCGGGUGUGUUGGGCCCGCUGACCCCGGGCACACUGCUGCAGGGGGGUCUCACGCCAGCUGGCCUGCAACACGGGGGCAUGACGCCGGGUGGUCUACAACACGGCGGCAUGACCCCGGGCGGGCUGCAGCACGGAGACCUGGGCGGGCUCACCCCGCACGGGCUACACCACGGCGGCAUGACCCCAGGCGGCAUGACCCCGAGCCUGGGCCUGGAGGGCGGCAUGACCCCCGCCGGGCUCACACACGGGGGACUCACGCCAGGCGGGCUAGACCACGGUGGUAUGACGCCGGCGGGUCUGGCCCACGGCGGUAUGACCCCAGCUGGGCUGGGGCACGGAGGCAUGACCCCCGUGGGGUUACAACAUGGCGGUAUGACUCCCGCGGGUCUACAACAUGGGGGCAUGACCCCCGUCGGUCUCUCCCACGGGGGCAUGACACCCGCGGGGCUGUCGCACGGUGGCAUGACACCCUCUGGUCUGCAGCACGGCGCGGUGCUGCACGCGCUGCCGCUGCCGAUGCUGCCGCAGCUGGGCGCGGGCCCGGCCUCGUUGCUGCGCUCUGCGCCCGCGCACGCGCCCUCCGUCGAGCUGCUGCAGCCCGACAUGGACCAGCCCGACUACCAGACUGGCAUGCAGAUGACAAAUUUAGGUUACGACGACCCGCAGGGCCACCAUAGUCCGCAACACGACUACGACCUACCACCCACGCCAGAAAAUGCGUCGGAGGCCUCGCGCGAGGCGGGCGAGACAGACGAGCAGUUCUCGGAGCGCGCGCUGAACAGACGCGCGGCGCAGCUGCUGGCCGCCGUGCGGCCGCGGCUGCCGCCCGGCCUCGCGCUCUGCUUCGCCGACCUCGCGCCGCCUCACAACAACAGGAAGCAGGUUGCACAGAAAUUCUACAGUUUAUUAGUUCUUAAGAAGCAUCAAGUUUUGAAAGUAGAGCAAGACGAGACAUACGGACCCAUCACGAUCUCGCGGGGCAGCCAAUUCGAAACGGAAGCUAUCUAAAUUAUAUUUAUAUUAGCUGUAAUUUAUCUGCUUUGUGAGCUUAGUCUCAGCUCUGCUCACAAAACAUACAGAGGAAAUAUCAACUUAGUUAUAGUAUGAGAGUAUGUGAAUGUAUUUGUAUUGUUAUUUAGAUAUUUGUCCCUUUGUAGACAUACUUUUACGAACUGUUUUUCAAUAUAGCUUGUCUGCAAUGAAACAAAUAUCUAACGGGACUAGGUCGAGCCAAAAAUAAUGUGUAAGUACCUUUUGACUCGAGUUAUGGAAACUUUCAUAAUUAAAUUUUGGACCAAAUAAUAUUACGAGUGAUGAUCUCAUGAAAUACAGUUUGCAUUGAUUUCGGCCGGCAUUUAGUUUCUAAAACUCGAUCCAAAAGCGGAUGUUUGGUACAGAAGUAAUGUUUGGUUGAGGAAACCUGUAGGAAAAUGCCUUAUUUUGUUUUGCUGUAGGUUAAGUGGGAUCAUUAUAUUGAGUAGCGUUGAAUUUGCCUUACACUCACCUGACUUAUUUUGCUGAACAACAACCAGAUAUACAGCAGUGAUUGUUAUUUCCAAAUAUUGAAAUAGAGAAAGUUCUAUAUUAUUGUAUAAACGUUAGAAUAGGUUCUUGUUUGAAGUUAUCAGGUAAUAUAGUAUUGCUAUAUUGUUGACUUUCCAUUUUGUAUCCCAAAAUUAUGUAAGUGAAUAUUGAUAAGAGAAAUUAUGUUAUGAUUUUUACUUAUUUAUAAUUUAUAAAUUAUAAAUAUUCUUCUCAAGGAAGUGUAGACAUUCAAUCAUAUAUUUUGUUGUGCCUGUUAAAUUUAUUUCUGUUUACAACAUGUAACAUUAUACAACCGUAUUUCAAUGUAAAUUUAUUCUAGAUAUGUGAUAAUGUAAAAUAGAAUUCAUGUUAACGUUUAGUUAGCUGACCUAGCAAAUUAAAUUAUGGUACAAGAGUAAAUUAAAAUGUAGAAGUAUGUUUGACACCAAAUAAGAGAGGAUUCUAACGUUAUAAUAGUAAGAUACAGCAGAAGAUUAAGUAUAUUUACUAAAUUUUUUACUUAUUGGAUAGGUGGUGUGAGAAUGACUGGUUUUUACGUUUCUUUGAGAAAAUUACUUUGUGUGUUAUCCGAAUCUUAAAGUGAAUACAAUCCAAACCAUGGCUGGAAUGUAUUCACUUUGAUGUUACAGAGUCAAUAUUGUGAAAAGAUAAAAAAGCAUUAAGAAUGCCUGGAUUUGUAUGUGACAUUUUUUAAAACAAAAUUUAAGAGCUUGCUUCUAUCAAACUUAAGUUUCGGUUCGGUAGAAGUAUUCACUUAAAUGCUUUUAUUUCAUUUAACCAUAUUUGCAAUAAAUAAAUUUGUUGAGAAUAAACAAA